This is a messenger RNA of Theobroma umbraticum, 3789 nucleotides long. RefSeq names its product WD-40 repeat family protein / small nuclear ribonucleoprotein Prp4p-like protein (gene LIS). The record is from RefSeq and is a predicted model, not a curated record. Gene Ontology annotation, cellular component: U4/U6 x U5 tri-snRNP complex. Gene Ontology annotation, molecular function: U6 snRNA binding; U4 snRNA binding; protein binding. Lineage: Eukaryota; Viridiplantae; Streptophyta; Magnoliopsida; Malvales; Malvaceae. Gene Ontology annotation, biological process: mRNA splicing, via spliceosome.
AAAAUCACCGAAUUAAUAAAUUUUUAUACUAUUUUUUGUUUUUACUUUAAAAAUGAAAAUGUUUCAUGUCUCACUGUAUUGAUGCGAUUGUUGUUCUCGGCUCUCGGCUCUUGGUUUCAAAGUCUGGCUUUGGAACUUUUAGCUGUAAAAAUGUGAAAGAGUGCUUACUAAUUUAUUGAUUUUUUUUUUUUAGGGUUUACGUAAAAUAGUUUUAGGAGGAGGAGUAAAGCGCGAGGGAAGAAGUCAGAGGACUCCUUUCGCAGUCUUGAACCUUCCGCAUCAUCCACCCCUUUUCCUCUUUUCUCGUUUUCUUUUGCCACCCCGAUUGAUUUCCUGCGGUUUUUUAAGGUACAAUGGAAGUUGAUGAUGACAACAGUCCAUCGAGGUCAUCUGCAGAACCUUCAGUUGCAGUUCCCGACAGCCAAACCACAGUGCCUACGGCUAAUAACACUCUGCUUCAGUCUGUUCAGCCUAUUGUUCCUCCAGUGGUCCCGCCUGCAGUUGUACCACCUAUUGCACCAAUACCUGCCAUUCCUCUCCCGAUUCGCGCUCCCAUCCUUAAACCACUUGCACCUCAAAAUGGUGAGGUGAAAACUAGUGAUUCAGACUCUGACCAUGAGGAUGAAGGGCGAACUGCUGCUGUUGAUUAUGAGAUCUCAGAAGAGAGUAGACUGGUUAGAGAGCGGCAAGAAAAGGCCAUGCAAGAACUUCUGAUGAAACGACGUGCUGCGGCACUAGCAGUGCCUACAAAUGACAUGGCUGUCCGGACUCGACUUCGCCGGCUUGGUGAACCCAUAACAAUUUUUGGAGAAAGAGAGAUGGAAAGGCGGGAUAGGUUGCGAAUGAUUAUGGCAAAGCUGGAUUCUGAGGGGCAGUUGGAGAAGUUGAUGAAGGCGCACGAGGAGGAAGAGGCUGCAGUUUCUGCUAAAAUGGAGGAGGUUGAGGAAGACAUUCAAUAUCCCUUUUAUACUGAGGGUCCAAAAGAGCUCUUGGAUGCUAGAAUUGAUAUUGCAAAGUACUCUGUUGUCAAGGCAGCUACACGUGUUCAACGUGCACGGAGAAAAAGGGAUGAUCCAGAUGAAGAUAUGGAUGCUGAAAUUGAUUGGGCUCUAAAGCAGGCAGGGAACUUGGUUCUCGAUUGCAGUGAAAUUGGGGAUGAUAGACCACUUUCCGGUUGUUCUUUCUCACGUGAUGGAAAACUUCUUGUCACCUGCUCAUUGAGUGGAGUUGCUAAGUUGUGGUCAAUGCCUAGGGUAAGUAAGGUUUCUGCCUUAAAGGGCCACACAGAACGUGCAACUGAUGUUACAUUUUCUCCUGUGCAUGAUCAUUUAGCGACUGCUUCUGCUGACCGAACAGCAAAGUUGUGGAACACUGAUGGAUCUCUCCUGACAACAUUUGAGGGCCAUUUGGAUCGCCUUGCACGCAUAGCCUUCCAUCCUUCAGGGAAGUACCUUGGCACAACAAGCUUUGAUAAAACAUGGAGACUGUGGGACAUAGACAGUGGUGUAGAGUUGCUACUCCAAGAAGGUCAUAGUAGGAGUGUCUAUGGAAUUGCGUUCCACCAAGAUGGAUCUUUAGCAGCAUCCUGUGGACUUGAUGCACUUGCUCGUGUUUGGGAUCUUCGCACUGGUAGAAGUGUUCUUGCCUUGGAAGGCCAUGUCAAGCCGGUUCUUGGUGUGAGUUUUUCACCCAAUGGCUACCAUUUAGCUACAGGAGGUGAAGAUAAUACUUGUCGAAUAUGGGAUUUGAGGAAGAAAAAAUCCCUCUACAUCAUACCAGCCCACUCAAAUCUUAUAUCACAAGUGAAGUUUGAGCCUCAAGAGGGAUAUUACUUGGUCACUGCUUCUUAUGACAUGACUGCGAAGGUUUGGUCUGGCAGAGAUUUUAAGCCUGUCAAAAGCUUACCAGGUCAUGAAGCUAAAGUCACUGCUUCAGAUAUUAGUGAAGAUGGCCGGUAUAUUGUGACCGUCUCUCAUGAUCGAACAAUAAAGUUGUGGACAGCUGGUAAUAUCGGAAAGGAAUAUGAUAUGGAUUUGGACUGACGACGAGCUUUGUGGAUCUUGUAGAUGUUAGUGACACUAUUGCUGCUUUCUGGAGUAGCACAUUUUGGAGUCAGAUUAAAAACACCUUUUGUAAUGAUGAAGUGGAAUACAAAACAUAAACAUAGAUUCCUCCAAACAAUUUCGCAUGAAACUUACGCUUUUUGGUAACAGCAAAUGCGCGUAUCAUAGAGAUGAAUUGGUGCCCUGCCUUAUAUUAUUUUGCAAAAAACUUUGAUUUCCUAAUUUAUUCCAAUUCCACUAAUCCUUUUCAUGCAACAAGGGUUCUGAGAUGGACGCUUAACUGAGGAUGUAUCCUGCUAUGCUAACACGACAAUUGACCAUUUAGCUUCAACUGACGUCACUAACAAAUACCUCUUGAAAGAAACCAUUUCCAUUUCAAGUCACUGGCUGAAACAAAACACACAAUGUAAGUAGCAACUCGUGCAUCGGUUAAAUAUAGUAACACUCAACUGCGAGCUCAAAAAUUCACAUCAUCACUUCCAUCCGCAAAUUUUCAGAACUUGCAUGGCAAAACCCAAAGAUGGUAAGACAGGUCAGCGAAAGCAACACCAUCUAAUACACAGCUUGAGGCUUCAACUCAAGACUGCAAUUGCAGUCUUCUCUUUACUCAUUUCCCUUCAACAUUUUUAACCUCUAUUGAGUGCAUUCCUAAAUUUUUCAAUGCUUUCAAAGCAGCUCAGCAAGCUCAGAGCAUGAGUAAUAUGCAGGAGAGCCCCCAUUAACAAAAUAGGGUCUAAGAAUGAAUGAACAGUGAUCUGUUCCAGAUCACAAUGUCAUCAAUUUAAUAGUCCCAAAAGAUCUUUCUUCUAUAGCAGAUAAAAGAAAAACACAGAUGAUAGAAUGUAACCCUAACAUGUGACCAGCCCUGGCAUAUCAUAUGCAUACCAACCAUGCUAGUACCAAAACUGACACGACCCUGCGGGAAGGGCAGCAACAGCCACAUAGCAGACCAGCAAGAAAGCUAGGCAACUGCUGGAACCAUUAUCAACGUGACCCAACAAGAAAGGCAGCAACAGCCUGCUACAGGUUAUUCGUUGGUACUCAAUGGUUACCCACGAGCCACAUGUAUCUUACAACUGGCAUCAACCAACACUUCACAGCUACAGUCACGGACAAUUUUGCUACAACUCAAAACAUUAAGCAACAGGGUGUGGUUAAACGUGAUUAAUGAAAUACCCCAAUCAAAUGAUUAAACAGAAACAAGUUAUUCUGUUCAAUUAACAGACACAAGGUUCAGACCAGACAUUACAUUUUUAAAUUUAGUAUCCGCAUCAGGUCUAUGCAUCACAGGUCCAUCAUAUGCAGUAUUCCACAGGUCAAAAAGUUUCAUCUUGGGUCCUUUUAUACCAUCACAGCAACUAAACCUCAGUGCCAAUAUUUAGAAAUCAGCAGACCAGAGGAUAAUCAGAUGGAAUCAUCAGAAACCUGAAUGGUGCAAGGCUUUCCAGAAACCAAGACUUGACUACAGAUCUUACCAAUCAUCAUAUCUCUCAGUUAAAAAUAGUUAACAAACUGUCCCUGCAAUCAGCAUACUGCUAUAACCAGCAUCACAAUCACGAUCAUUCAUCUACAGAUACAAACAGCAUCAACAGCCACAACAUCAACAUCAUGUAACAUCAUGUCCAUUUGCCAAAGUCACUCUCUCCCCGAACAUUGCUAUAAAACCCAACAGAUGGUUUCAGAUGAAUCAGCAUUCUUAGAAAAUAAACAUAACAAAAAAAAAAAA